Molecule: messenger RNA, 1745 nt
Organism: Malaclemys terrapin pileata
Lineage: Eukaryota; Metazoa; Chordata; Testudines; Emydidae
Gene: BARX1
Product: BARX homeobox 1
Exons: 4
Coding region: 357-1100 (247 amino acids)
Biological process (GO): regulation of transcription by RNA polymerase II
Cellular component (GO): nucleus
Molecular function (GO): RNA polymerase II transcription regulatory region sequence-specific DNA binding; DNA-binding transcription factor activity, RNA polymerase II-specific
Source: RefSeq, a predicted model, not a curated record
GCUCACUCCUUAAGGAGAGCUUCAGCCACUCGGUGCAGCCGGGAAGGAAGAGGGGGGGGGGGCGGUCGGGGCAAGCACACGCCGACCGCUGGCCCCUCGAGCCCCUCCGAAGGGGAAAGGCUACCAGGGCUGCGGGGAAGCUGCGCGCUUGGGCAGCCAAGCCCCAGGAGGGAGAAUGGACAAAGCCUGCCCGAGGUCCCUGGGCGCCCUUCCAGAGGCACCAGGCGGAGGGCUGCUCUAGGGCGAGCCCGGCAGGAUCUGUGCAGCCCGCGGCGGAGAGAGCCGGCGCCUCCCUGAGGAAAGGGGCUGGGGGCGUCCCUGGGGUCUGGCCUGGGGCCUGGCACGCAGCGGGAAGGAUGCAGCAUCCCCUGGACCUGGGAGCCGCGCAUUAUUUCCCCGCGGAAGUCUUCCCUGACCACCGCUCGCAUCGCUACCGGAGUUUUAUGAUCGAGGAAAUCCUGACGGAUCACCCCGACUCCAAGGUCUCGGCGCCGGCAGGAGAGCUCCUCAAGUUCGGGGUGCAGGCGCUGCUCUCAGCCCGACCCUACCACAACCACCUAGCGGUGCUGAAGGCUGAGCAGGCGGCGGUGUUCAAAUUUCCCCUGGCCCCCUUGGGCUGCUCCGGCCUGGGUUCGGCCCUGCUGGCUGCAGGUUCGGGGCUUCAGGGCGGCUCGGGAUCCCCUCACCUCCCGCUGGAGCUGCACCUCCGGGGGAAGCUGGAGCCGGGACCCCCGGAGCAGGGCAGCAAAGCCAAGAAAGGGCGCCGGAGCCGCACAGUGUUCACCGAGCUGCAGCUGAUGGGGCUGGAGAAGCGCUUCGAGAAACAGAAAUACCUCUCCACGCCGGACAGAAUAGACCUGGCAGAGUCCCUGGGUCUCAGUCAACUUCAGGUGAAAACGUGGUACCAAAAUAGGCGAAUGAAAUGGAAGAAAAUAGUAUUACAAGGUGGGGGCCUUGAAUCUCCCACCAAACCUAAAGGCCGUCCAAAGAAAAACUCCAUCCCAAGCAGCGAGCAACUUACAGAGCAGGAGCGAGCCAAAGAAGCAGAGAAACAAGCGGAAAGCCUAAACUCGCCCUGUGAAGUCAAUCAGGAGGAAUAAAAAAAUAAAAAUAAAAAAAAUCAAGGAUGCCUCGUUAGCGUGCCAGACAGCACAAAGACUUACAAACCAGCAUCGAUCAAGUGCCUUCUCUAACGAGAUCUGAACAUUUUAAAGACUGGAUUAACGAUGAGAAACACACCAUCCGCAGCAGUGGACUGAUCCUUAGACUUGUGUGCCAUGCAUUUGUUAGGCCUCAUGCACUCCCUUCUAUUUUAAAACCUAGUUUCCACAAUGUGGAAUGAGGAGCAGGAUAAAUAGACAAGGCCCAUGCAGCGUUCUGUUCCACAAGAAGAUGCAAGGUGGAAGAAGAUGGGUGACAAAAUGGUUAGUGGAUUAUUAUUACCAUUUGAUUUCCGUUGUAUUUAAUAUUUGGUUGAUUCCUUUCCCCCUCUUUUUCUUCCCCCGUGUACAUAAGGAAAAACACAGCCGUUUCUCUUUCUCUGUAUCGGUUUGGGAGCUCUGCGAUGGAAGAUUGUUGUAUUUUGUAUGACAACCUGAAAGGGUCAGGAGGAGAUUGUUACAGUUAUCUUAAGCCUACUUGCUGUCUACAAUCCUGUGGUGCCCCAAGUUAUCCGAAAACUGCAUUUUAUGAUCAGUUAAUGCAAGAUAUUUACUUUAUUUCAAUAAAGUAUUUUAUGACCUGUU